CGUUUCACAUAUGCCCUAGAAUAACUAGUCAAACAUUACUCGCAACAUUAGGUUGCAUUCCAGUUAUGGAUUUGGCAGAAAGUGAAGAAUACGAGUGUUGCGCGAAUUCUGGUGACCUCGGUAAAAUAUUUGAGCGGAAUCUGGCAUUUCUGAUGUUUGUCCGCGGAGCGCUUCGAGGAUAUAAGUUCAAACUGGCCACGGAGGUGACGGCAGCGGGCAAGUUCGAGGAUGUCGUCGUCUACGUGAGGCACCUACAAGAAACGUGGCUUAUCCAAGCCAAGCACGCGAAGCUUCCAUCGAAUAUUACUCUGAAGGAACUAUUUCCGCCGCUGGGAAGUCCAUUGCGGGACAAAGACUUCGAUCUUUGUAAAUAUGUGAAGUCAUUUACUAAGGUGGCGCGCCAAGCACAAUUUAGGAAGCGCUAUUUCAUAUUUACCAACAGGAACUUGGAUGAUUUUAAGACAGAUACCAUGAAAGGCAAUCCAUUACAUUCUCAUUCGAAUAAAUCUUCGAAUGUGUUGCCAAUUGUAGAAUGGUUUGAAGUGGCUCCUGGUGAAGUGGAUGAAAUGAUGAAUUUAUCUUCAUUCGGAGGUGUUUACAAAAUGUUAAAACUGAAACCAAACAAUUGUGAAGCAAUACUAUCUGUGGUCAAUGCAGAGUUUUACAAAUUCAUCGAUGCCCUUGUAGUGCUUUUUUGCAAUAAUAAUAAUAAAAAUAUCGAAACGCAUCUGAAUGUGCUGAAGGAUAACAAAACUAUUCUUCGUCGCAUUUUAAAAUACGCAGGUGACAAGAUACGAUUUUCCGACGAGUUGUUAUCAUCGCACAGUGAAUUGCCGGACAUGAAUGCAGUGUAUAAAGAGUUGUGUCGCAAAUUUAAGACAACAUGUCUUCAAUCCAUGGAAUGUCAGAAAGUUAGCGGUCUAUUGGAUGACCGAAAUUCCAGAAAUACAGGCUUUCCAGACUUUGUCAGAGAAGAAGAAUUGAAGGAAUUUUUCAAUAGUUUCACAAUGUGUUUGAAUCAACCGAGUGAUGUCAAUGAAAUAAUCGCGCAUGACCUGCAUAUGUGGUUUAGAGAAUUUAUUUAUCCUGAAGAUUUGGGCAGAUUCGGAGAAAAAGAAAUCAAUCAUUCGAGGGCAAAAUUCGAACAGAAAUUUGAGCAGUGGCAUAAAACAACUAUGCAUGGUGACUGUAAGAGCAAAAGUGAAAAGAACAAACGUAUUGUUAAAAAACUAGAUUCCAGCGAAGCAGAAAAAUGCAUGAUAAAUAUUCAAUCAGACUUGAAACGCCAUAUGACGGAACUUCCUGAUGUACUAAAACGAUAUUAUGUUAACAGGGACAUUUCUUUUAGGAACACAGAAACGAUUUGUGAUAAAAGUUUUGCGGAAUGGUUAUCGAAAAGAUGUCAAUCCGUACUUCUUCUUGCAGAUCCAGGCAUGGGCAAAACCACAGUUAUGCAAUAUGUUUCGUUCGAAUCGCAAAAAAAUAGCAAAUUAAUCGAUCAUUAUUUCAUUAAUCUGAAAAGGCUCAAUUCGAAACUUGUUGAUAUGAAAACUGAGCCGAAAGACUUACAAGAAGCAUUGGAUGUUCUUAUUGAAGUGCUUUCGGAUCGGAGCUGUAAAAAUAUUCGUGAAAAUCAGCACAAAAGAAUUAUAUGUUUUUUGGACGGCUUCGAUGAAGUGGCGUCAUACCAAAAAAUUAAGGUAGUUGGCAUCUGCAAGCAGCUACUCUCGAUUGAUCGCAUUCAACUAGUAAUUAGUGGACGCAAACAUGUGGAGCAAUACCUUAAUGAGAAUCUACCGGAUUUAAACCAGGUUACAAUAGUUCCGUUCAAUUAUCAGGCUCAGAUAGACUUUCUCGCAAAAUUUUGGAAUGUUUCUAUGGAACAAGAAGAAGUUAAGAAAAAGUUUUUUAAAUAUGUAAAUAAAUUAUUAAACGCGAUCCACAUGUUGGCACAUCAACCAAUACAAUUCACAUCACAGUUAUCACCUUUAAUGGUGAGAAUGCUGGCAGAAAUCUAUAGUGAAGAUUUCAUUACAUUCAAUGCAUGCAAAACGGAUGAAGCGAAUAACCAUUUAGAAAAGCUUUCAAUUGAUGCAUUUGACAUAAUAACAUUGUACGAGAAAUUCCUUAAAAAAAUGUUCUGGAUGAAAAUACAGAAGAAAAAUGGUUUGGAUGCUUAUUGCAGAGAAUGGGAGUUUGAUGAUGAGUUGAUGCACACUUUCAAGCAAACUAUUCUCGAACACCAAAUUGCGGCUAUCCACCAGCUCAAUAUCAAUGAACUAUUGCAUAUAAACCAGAAGCAUUCACAGCAGUACAAAGCAUUCCAAAAGAGAGUAACGGAAGGAAAGGAGAAGUCUUUAUUGAUAAAUUUUAAUGAGGAAGCGUUCCAAUUUGUACACCGAUCAUACGCAGAGUAUCUUGUAGCAACAUAUUUGUAUGAGAACCUUGAGGACUGCAAAGAAAAUUUGAAUAUUAUAUUUCAUAUAGAGAUCGUCGUGCGGAAAUUAUUUUUUUUGCUGAUUGAACAGUGUUUUGGUACGAAUGAAACAAAAUGUGCUAUAGUGGACAGGAUUUGUGAGAAAAACCCGGAAGUUGCAUUCUGGGCUUGCGAAUCCCAUUGCUUGAGUUUAGUGAAGCACUUAUUACGCAGACAAAAUUUCAAAAACGUAAAGGUUGAUGAAUUUGGGACAUUAUUACAUUCGGCCGUGAUGGUGAAUUCUUCAGAGAUAACUAAGUUUCUUCUUAGUGAACACCGAAUGGAUGUGAACGAGCGCAGCAACGUAUCCCUAGUUUGCUUGCCGAAAACUAUAAACGAUUUAAGUCACAGAUUUUUCACAGGCUAUUUUAACAUUACACCUCUUAUGUUGGCAACGAAUUUAGGCAAAUUAGACAUGGUUAAACUUCUAAUAAGUUGUAAUGCAGAAGUGGAUGCUAAGACAUCAGAGCAUUUUACAUUACUGCAUCUAGCUGUAGAAAACGGUUUUAUCGAAAUUGUUAAUUUUUUGAUAUCGUUACCAUGUGAUUUAAAUGCCCAGGAUAUAUAUCAGUCUACGGCACUCCAUAAAGCAUUAUUAUUAGGUCGCAACGAAAUAUCAGAGCUACUCAUCAAACAGCAAUCAGUAAAUGUUAACUUGACUGACAAAAACGGCAAUGCUCCUAUUCAUCUGGCAGCCAAGCGGGGGUACACAAAAAUCGUACAGUUACUUGUCGAUCGUUCUGUUGAUCUCAAUAUUUCAAACAAAAAAAAUCGACAGCCCCUCCAUUAUGCUGCCCAGGAAGGACAUGUGGAUAUCAUUAGAAUACUGAUAGUAGGAGGAGCUUCCAUAGCAUGCACCGGCAAAGAUACGCCUCUAGCACUUUCAGCGAUUUCAGGAAACGUUACAGCAGUAGAAUAUUUACUCAGUUACACAGAAAUACUAAAUGAUCAGGUUCUAAAAGAAGCAAUUGGAAAUGUUGUUGAAGUAUCCUGUAGGGAAACUAUUAAGAAAUUGUUCAAAGGUCCAGUGAUGUUGAGCUUUUGCGACGAUACUGGAAUGUCAAUACACUACGCAGCAAUGAGAGGUCAAUAUGAUGUUUUGGAAAUACAGUUAAGCCGAACUGCAAAUUUUGAUAAUCGAAUCUGGUCUAACAUGGAAUUCUCCCGAACAGAUUCUCACAGUGCACCUGAAUAUGUGGUGAGAUUACUACUGGGUAAAUCUGAUAAUCUAAAUGCUGAGGGGCCUAACCGGUUUGAUAAUUAUGCUGAAGGUGAUAUGUUUCAAACUGUUCUAUAUACAGCUUUAGCUCGCGAUUUUAUGAACAUAGUUGAACUUCUUCUAUCCCGAUCAACUAACCAGCAACCUCAAAACUUGAACCAUGAUAACCUUCUCGAUCUAGCGAUUCGCAACUGCCCCUUAGAUUGCAUACAACUGCAUAUAAAUCAGCGUAGCUGUCUGAAUAUCCAUAACAAAACAAAGUGGACAUCGUUGUGUACAGCCAUAAAUGAUGCGAGGGGAAAUUAUGUCAAACAGGCUAUAUUCAUUAAAUAUUCUAAAAAAUGGCAUAGCAGAGCAAUUUUGUGUACCUUUUGGGCUUAUUUGUCCAAUACGUAAAGGAAGUCUUGCAAAUAUGAUGUUGAUGAUGGUUUUCCUAUAUAGAAUGAAGGGCCAUUUGGGCAGUUCUCCCUAUUCCCCUUCUGAGUGCGUGUGCGUUUUUGCCUUUCUCGUACAACAUCUCACUCAUUUUUCGUGUGUGCACAAAAGCUAAAAAAAGACCUUUUUUCAUAUAGGGACACGGCAGGUAUUUCCGUCCAUCGUCAUAGGGGCUAAAAUCAAUGAAAGCAACGUCAUUUUGCUAGAACUCCACUAUAGCAGAACAUUUCGCCUAAGCUUAUGAUUGGGUACGGAUGAAUUUGGCAAAAAAGCUUAUAUUUUAUUGAUAUUGGAGACUAUGACGAUAAGACGAAAAUUCCUGCCUUAACCCUAGUCAUCUUAACCUUCCUAGUGCAUUGGGGUCCAUUUCGACCCAAGCACACCCAAAACACCGCUGUAACUUUGUAACGCAACGAGAUAAAAAUCUGAAAAAUUCCAACUUUUCCUAACUUUCGGAAAUAAGGAUUCCCUGAGAAAAUCAGCUUCCAGCGACAUCUAGGAGAGGUGCCACAAAAAAAGUGACACAUUGUGCAUUGAGGUCCAUUUGGACCCAAGAUUUCAUCACGAUCACAAAAACUCAAAUUUCAACCGAUUUUCGAUCUUUAGGCACCAAACGAAAGCUGUAGGUUCCAAUAACAAGCUCACGGAGUGAUUCAUCCAAAUUGACCACUCUAGUCCCCGGGGAACCUGUGCUAAACAGGUACUGUUUGAACUUCUCAAUUUGGCACCAAAUUAUCGAGUUUCGUGUUAUGAAACAUAAAAUUGCUUGCAAAUGUGUGCUCUUAUGAUCCCAACUUUAUUUGCUAUUUUGUAUAUGCCAUUUCUGGGCAAAUUUAUCCCUCGAGCGGUCAUCGGAAAGCCCUCUGGAAGAUCCGGAACAUCCGUAAAAUAGGCCAAUUCUAAAAGUUCAUCCCAGAGCUUCGCGAUUUUUGGGUAACUAUUCAUUCUGGCAAAUUGUGGGUGCAAUCAAUAGUUAAAGCCUUAUGUGACCUACAAAUGUCCCAGAAACGGUCUUCCGGAAGAUCCGGAACAUCCGUAAAAGUUGCCAAUUUCAAAAAUUCAUCCCAGAACUUCGCGAUUUUAUGGUGACCAUUCAUUCUGGCAAAUUGUGGGUGCAAUCAAUAGUUAAAGCCUUCUGUGACCUACAAAUGUCCCUGAAAUGGUCCUCCGGAAGAUCCGGAACAUCCGUAAAAGUGGCCAAUUCUAAAAGUUAAUCCCAGAGCUCCGCGAUUUUUUCGUAACCAUUCAUUCUGGCAAAUUGUGGAUGCAAUCAAUAGUAAACGUCUUUAUUGAAUGAAUUUAUUUUCUCAGUUAAAUAAAAAUUAUUAUGCAUAAUACCAUUUGGCGUCCGUUUUCGAGACACGUUCGUUUUUUGUGUACGUCGCUUUAUCUUUCGUUCCGAGAGAGAAUGAGAGAUUGAGCGAAAAAUAUUGCUUAUACUGGGAGUUGAACAUAAAUGUGCCGGAAAAGCAAUUGAUGUGUCCAAAAUAAGUGCUGCACCUCGGUAAUUUAAAUCCUCAAAACGUUGUUGUACAGACAGCCAUUUUUAAGCAAAAAUAAACUUCAUUGGAAUAUUAGACCGCGUACAUAAUUCAGGGGGGGGGGGGGGGCAGAUGUGGCCUCGAACCGUGUAUUGUGGCGUUGUUGAAUCAGUGUUAUCUGUUUAGUUGUAAACUCAAUAAAUGAAUGAAUUAAUGCAGUUGUACGCGUGUUAUGCUGGAAAUGGGGUAAGAAACCCUAUUGUUAUAAUUUUCUUUCUAAACAUUAAGUAAGAUAAGAAAUUAUAGAUAGUCAAUGUACUAUGACAUAAUAGCAUACGUUAUUGUAGAUUCACAUGCUGUAUAAUAUUGAUUUCAACUAAAGUAAAGAGAUGAUUAUGUAAAUAGUAACAGUAUUCCUCAAUUUAGGCGAAUGGUAACAAUAAUACAGACGAUGGAUUCCAAUGAUUCGGUAGUGUAAUGUAAUUUAAGCGUUGUAAAUAAAAUGGUCUGCGUCGUCGUCGUAAAU
Molecule: messenger RNA, 6137 nt
Organism: Armigeres subalbatus
Lineage: Eukaryota; Metazoa; Arthropoda; Insecta; Diptera; Culicidae
Exons: 2
Coding region: 66-4091 (1341 amino acids)
Molecular function (GO): protein binding
Source: RefSeq, a predicted model, not a curated record